Messenger RNA from Drosophila innubila, 1144 nucleotides. Its product is annotated as beta-lactamase-like protein 2 homolog. Bases 120 to 1016 code for a protein of 298 amino acids. Gene Ontology annotation, molecular function: single-stranded RNA binding; RNA endonuclease activity. Gene Ontology annotation, cellular component: mitochondrial matrix. The record is from RefSeq and is a predicted model, not a curated record. The transcript is spliced from 4 exons. Lineage: Eukaryota; Metazoa; Arthropoda; Insecta; Diptera; Drosophilidae.
AAGUGCACAACUGUUGCGGAACAGCUGUCAGCCGAGCAGUGUUUACAUUGCUUGUAUUUUAUUUACUUGAUAAGCGGUUGGAGGCACAAAUAAUUAAAAGUGAUUUUACUGGAAGAAUCAUGGCACUUAUACCGCCGGUAACACGUCUAACCUCCUCGAUAAUACGCAUACUGGGCUGCAAUCCCAGUCCGAUGACACUGCAGGGCACCAACACCUAUUUGUUGGGCAAUGGUAAAAAGCGCAUACUUAUUGACACUGGCGAUGAGAAUGUGCCCCAGUAUAUUGAGCACUUGAAUGGAGUGCUGCGACAGGAGAAGGCCUCCAUUGGCACCAUUAUAUUGACGCACUGGCAUCACGAUCAUGUCGGUGGCGUCAAGGACAUUGUGGGCUCCAAGCUGGCCGACAAGGCGCUCCUCAAUGCAGAUUGCCAGGUGUACAAAUUCAAGAGGAGCGACGACAGCGAUCUCUGCCCUGAGAUACCAAGUCACAUCAAAGUGCAGCCUCUCGAGGAUAGCCAGGAGUUUGCCGUGGAUGGCGCCAAGGUGCGCAUUGUCCAUACGCCAGGACACACCACAGAUCAUGUUGUGCUCACCACAGACGAUGGAACGCUCUUUAGCGGCGAUUGCAUAUUGGGCGAGGGCACCGCUGUCUUUGAGGAUCUAUUCGAUUACAUGCGCAGCUUGGAUAAAAUACUGAAAAUACAACCGCAACGCAUCUAUCCAGGACAUGGCAAUGUCAUUGAGGAGCCGCUGGGCAAGAUUGAGUAUUAUAUACAACAUCGCAACCAGCGGGAACAGCAGAUAUUGCAGUUCUUUGUGGAGCGUCCUCUGCAGCCUUGGGAGGCCAUGGAUGUGGUUAAAGUGGUGUACAAGGAGACACCUGAACAAUUGUGGCCAGCGGCUGCCUACAAUGUGGAUCAUCAUCUCAGCAAACUACACAAGGAGGGGAAGCUCCAAGUCGCCAGCGAAAAGGAUGACACCAAGUUGUAUUCUUAUCAAGCAAACAGCGCACUUUAAAUUUAACAUAUUUUAUUUCUAUUAUCUCUUUUGUUUGUAAAUGAGUUUAUACGUUAAAUAGACUGAAAGUCGAGUUGAAAAGGAAAUUGUUUCAUAUUACUAAAUAUAUACACCAUUUGCUCAUAAAA